AAGUGACGCUCCGCUAAUGUUUAGGAAGUGCAGGCGGCGUCAGAUUUAAACGAUGAAUUAAUUCACAUGAUAUCAUGCCCACUGGACCAGUAGCUGCUCGGGAUGAAGGCACUGUUUGUGACCGGACCAAACACAGGAACAACAGACAGUGUAAAACAGCUUUAAGAGCAUCCCAUCCUCAACCUGUCAAGGAAUCUAGUCCAGGAUCAAUUGUUAACAGCAAGCUGAGAGAAGGCCAUCUCCUCGGAGAACGCUGUGGCAGUGAGCGAGAGGAAGAGUUGAGAUGGAAGAUUAACCAGCUGGAGAAGGACAAACUCAAUCUCGGCUCAAAAUACAACAAGGAGGUGUCGGGAUAUGAGGCUCAGCUUGCUCGCUUACGUGCCCUGCUAGAAAGGGGAGAAGCCCACAGGCAGGAGCUGGAGUAUGAGGUGGCCUUAGCAAAGAGAGAUGCUGCUGCACAAAACACCUCCUAUGAAGAUAAACUGACUGAACUCCUCAAACACAACCAGCAGCACAAGGCUGUCAGUGCAGAGCUGAAUCAGAGGGUAUAUGAUUUGGAGAAAGCUCUAGAGAUCACUAGACAGGCUCGAGAUGAGGACCAGCAGAGCCACCAGGCAGAGCUGCUCGAGAGAGACCGGUUGCUUCUCAGCAGUAAUGCCGAAAAUGACCUGCUGCAGUCAGAGAAGAGUAGACUGGAGAAACUGCUGCAGGAGCAGAAUGAGACACUACAGGAGCUCAAGGUCAAGCUGGACAGAGUGCAGAGAGAGAGGGAGAAGGACACAGAGGAACUGAAAGCGAAGAAAUCUGAGCUGAAGCAAAGUGCAGUCAGAGAGGAGAUGCUGAGAAAAGAGGCAGAGUCUGCCAUGAAGAGAAUCAAGACUCUGGAUGAGACUGUGGAGUCAGAAAGGGCUUCUCACCUGGAGUCCAAGUUUAACUCUGAAAUCAUUCAGCUGCGACUCAGGGACUUGGAAGCUGCUCUGUGUGUGGAGAAGAGUAGUCAAGCUGAGGCGGUGUCCAACCUGGAGCUGCUCAGACAGAAGUUUGGAGAUGUGGAAAAAGCAUACACACAUGAGAGAGACAGAGCCAAGGAUGCACACCACAAAUUCCAGCAGCUGGAGAAGGAAUACCUGAGCACUAAGGCGGAUCUGAUUGGUCAGCUGGAUAAAGAGAAGGUUGCUUCAGCUGAGCUUAUGGGACAGUUGGAGCAGGAAAAAGCAGAGUCAGCAAAUUUGUUCGUCAGACUGCAGGAGCAGGAGAGAGUUCAUACUGAGAACUUGCAUACAAUCAGCCUGGUUCAAAACAAGCUGGUAUGUGUGGAGGAGGCACAUGAGGACCUUAUAAAAGACAUGCAGCAAUUAUUACAGCACUACCGCUACCUGGGUGCUUCACAAAUCAACAAUACAGGUGAGGGAGAGAAGAAAAACCCAUCUGCCCUGAUGGGUAUUCUUAAAAGAACACUUCACCACUAUCAUGCAGAGUUAAAGGAUUUGCUAAAAGUAGUGGAGACCCUGACCAUAGAGAACAAAGAGAAGGAAAAGAUCAUCACUGAACAAAGGAAGAACAUUCAGGAGUGUGAGACACGGUGUAUGUGUCUGGGUGAGGAGGUUGAGCGUCUGCGUCUGAGUGUCUCAGAAGUUGCAGCUGCUGCAGAACGAGCACAGGUGGAGCUCUGCAGUGUGACAAAGCGCUGGGAGGAGGAGAGGGAGCAGCAUAAACACACCAGCAUGCAGAUGCACAAUCUUACUCAGGAGCACGAGAAAGAACAGCAAGAGAAGCUGGCUUUCUUGCACUCUUUGUAUCAGCAGCUUAUUGCUGGUUGUGUGCUUGUGGCCCCGCCACAGAGCAUGCUGGGAAGUUUUUCGUGGGCGGAGCUAAGUGCAGUUCUGCAGGAGCAUGUGGAUACUCUUACCUCUGACCUUAGCUCAGCCAAUCAGAGGAUCGCUGGUCUGGAGAGUGUGUGUGAAGGAAAGACAACGUCAUUGGCGAAUGUGUGUGAGCAGCUGAAGCAAAGGGAGGAGAGCUGGAUCAAACAGAGGAAAGAACUGGACACACACCACAUGCAAAUUACUAAUGAACUGCAGACUAGAGCACAGGAUUUGAAAAGGCAGAUAGAGAAGAGCGAGGAGAAAGUCCGCGCUUCAGAACGCGCUCGAUCUGGCCUCGAACAGGAAGUCACCCGUCUGCAGGACCUCUUGAGUGUGUGUCGCCGUGAUGAUGCGUCCCUGCUGGCAGCCUGUGCUCUGCUCGCAGGGUGUGUGUGUGAACUGUUCAGCAGAGUGUGUGUAUUGUCCCAUCAGAAAACACUGCUGUGGGACCGAGUGUGUGUUGGAGAGUCUCUGGAGAAAGAAGUGGGUGCUCUUCUGCACGCGCUCAGUGACCCUGGGCAAACCUCAGGCAAAGCAGAGGUGAAGGUGAGGGGGGGCGUGUGGGUGUUUCGGCGGUGUGUGAUUGCUGUGCUGGCCACUCUGCGCCUCCAGAAGCUUCGGCGGAACUCGCACACACUCUUUAGGGUCACUGGGGGAUUUAGAGAGCCCCCCAGUUUGUGUGUGAGAGAGAUUAUGCUCAGAGAGAAAGCUCAACAGGGUGAAGAAGAGGAGGAUGAGAGGAACUUUAGAGUGGUGAAGAUGCUCACCUCGUCUGAGCUUGCAGUGCUCAUACACAGCUGCAUGCAAGGAGUUCAGCAGGAGCUGGACAAAACAGUGCACAGCUCAGGUGUGUUGAAUGCAGCUCAGAUCAGCUUCAGUAAACUGCUGGACAGACUGCUGUCUGAAACAGACUCAGGGUGCUCGGGGCAUUAUGGAUAUGUGGGGUCGUUGGUGCAGCGACUUGCUCGUGGACUUCAGAAGCUUCGCAUGAAACACUGUGCUCUAUCGAACAAUGAUACCAGCCAGGGCAUGGUCUCCUCUUUGCAGCAACACUUCCUAGUGUUCACCCAGAGGCUACACUCUGCUGAAGUAGAGCGGAGGGAGCUGAGGCUCGAGCUGUCCCGCCUUAAACGUAGCACAGCAAGUGAACGCAACAAACGUAAAGAAAACACACACACAGCAUGCGUUCCUGUAGAUCAGUUCCAGAGUGUGUGCACAGAGCUGAGCUCUGCUCUGCAGAGGGAACAGCAGGCUCAGGCUCUCCUGCACCAGCAGGCCACACAGCUGCAGGAACUGGGCCUCACCAUGGAGCUGCACACUGGAGACCAGCUGGAGAAAGACCGCACCCUGGCACAGGCUGUGCAGUGCCUGUCAGAAACGAAGGCAGACCUUAAAAGAAAGGAGCAGUCUCUGCGAUUGUUAGGGAAGCGACUGAGCCAAUCACAGCUUGAGAAGCAACAGCUACAGCAGAGCAUCACCAGUGCAGAGAAUGCACUACGUACAGCAGCAAAGAGUAAAGACUCUUUAUCCAGCUACAUGAAGUCUGUAGAGAGCAGUCUGAAAGAGCUGAAAGAUCGCAUAAUUCUUUCACGUUCCUCAACUUCUCGAGAGGACUUCAACCUACACAUGCCCAGCAUGCUCUUGGAUGUCUCAGGACCAGAGCUGAACAUGGGAGGUCAUGAGAUUGCUGCCUGUCAGGCUCUUGUGGAAAGUUUUACGGAAGUAUAUCAGUUGGCAUGCUCCAAGGUAGCAUCUCUGGAGAGAGAGAUUUCCUCUUAUCAGAGUCACAUCACCGCACUAAAGGCUGAGCUACAGGAUGCCUGCUUAAGAGAGAACCAGAUUUACGUACCAGUGAUUGACUCUGAUGACCAUGCGGUUCCACGUUUUGAAGCAGAAGUGGAUACUGGGACACCCCUGCUUUUAGAUGUUGGAGUCACACUGAAAGAAGUGCCUGGAAACAUGCGUCCUUCUGUGUUGCUUCCGCUGAAAAAAAGCAAAGCUGUGAAAAAAGGCUCCAAAAACUCUAAAAGCCUCAAAGGUGCUGUGAAAUGAGAAACCUAGAACCACAUAUGAUUUAGAAUAUUUAGAGCAGUUUUUGUGUUUUGUAAAGCCAACAUGAGAUGUGUUUUCUACAUAUUUGCAAUUCUAACUACUGUAAGAAAAUCCUGUGGGUGAGUUUUGAAAAUAAACAGAACGGAAUCAUGA
Messenger RNA from Astyanax mexicanus (Mexican tetra), 4070 nucleotides. RefSeq names its product coiled-coil domain-containing protein 171 (gene ccdc171). The transcript has 24 exons. The record is from RefSeq and is a predicted model, not a curated record. Bases 75 to 3917 code for a protein of 1280 amino acids. NCBI's taxonomy places the organism in Eukaryota, Metazoa, Chordata, Actinopteri, Characiformes, Acestrorhamphidae.